Cokeromyces recurvatus is the source of this 817-nucleotide messenger RNA. RefSeq lists its product as uncharacterized. The record is from RefSeq and is a predicted model, not a curated record. Gene Ontology annotation, biological process: regulation of transcription by RNA polymerase II. NCBI's taxonomy places the organism in Eukaryota, Fungi, Mucoromycota, Mucoromycetes, Mucorales, Mucoraceae. The transcript is spliced from 2 exons. The coding region runs from base 12 to 719 and encodes 235 amino acids. Gene Ontology annotation, molecular function: RNA polymerase II transcription regulatory region sequence-specific DNA binding; DNA-binding transcription factor activity, RNA polymerase II-specific.
GUUAAUAAAGAAUGCAAGAAAAAAGAGAGUAUGAAAAUAGAAGAGGCUCUUUGUCUAUAUCUGCUUUAUUAAAUGAGGAUACAAUUGAUCCAAUAAAUUCAAACCCGUCUAUAAUAAUAGCUGAAAAUAAUCAACCUCUUCCUUCUCUACCUUCACCUUCACCACCACCACCACCACCACCACCACCACCGCCACUGCUACCGCCAUUGUCACAUAGGCCAUCCAGUGAUGCAAUAACAACAACAACUUCUACUGAAUCUCAUCUUUCUAAAGCAAAAAGGAAAAGAAUUUCACCUCAUCAAUACAGUAGAUUAAUGGAAACAUUUCAUUUAACUGAUACCCCAAGUUCUGAGAUCAGAGAAAAUCUUGCUUUAGAAUUAAAAAUGACUAAAAGAGAAGUACAAGUUUGGUUUCAAAAUAGAAGAGCAAAGAUGAGUAGGCUAAAGAACAUGAAUAAAUCUCAUCACCAGCAGCAACAACAACAACAGUCAUCAACUAUUGAUUGUUAUUCUAUGAAACCUACUAGAAGACCAUCUGCACAUUCUUUACUUGAAAGUCAUUAUCAUAAUCCAUAUCCACAGCCUGUUGUAAAGAAUCUCCCUUCAUUACAUAAUCAUCCUUAUUUAUAUAAACAACCUAAAGAAUCUGCAAUCGAUUUACUAGCUUCUGCUGCAGAAUAUGUUCAAACUGAUAGUGCAGAAGAAAAAGAAAUAAAUUAGUUGUAUCUGUACUAUUCACAUUAUUACAUAAUAUAUGCAUAUUAUAAUUAACCGGUUACACGAAUAAACUAUAUUAUUGCACAGAAUGCAUCUCUUAA